GGUCCAGCAGAUGCAAAUUCUACGAUGUGAUAGUCUUCGGACAGUUCAUUGGUGAAUUCACCGAGGUAAUCACCCAAGACAUGGAGUCCAUUCAAAACAUGGUGAAAUUGGAAGAAUACGAAGAAGACGAUAAGACCAACAGUCUACAGAUGUCUUCAAAACACGUACAACCAUUUGAGUCUUCCAAGCGAAAGAGAAAAAAGCUCAGCACAGAAAAACAACCCAAGUCAAAAGUAUCCAAAGAAGACCAAACAGAACCUGCCAUCACACAGGAAACAGCAGACCCAUCCACGAGUGUCAAACCUGUAUCGAAUUACAUCAUCAAUCCUUCGGUGACUGUGGAGGAAGUCCCCCUUGAGUUCAAUCCCGAAGUCUACAUGGCAGAUUUAAACCAAAGAAUGCAAGCAGAAAUGGAAGAGCUAGACGAGCGUACACGGGUGUACAUAUGUCCCAAGCAUCCAACCUAUCUGUUGGAGUUCAACAUUAUUGAAACCCGCUAUGGUCCCUGGGAGUACUAUAGGUGUCCUCAAAAGGACUGCCUCGUGUGUUGUGGAGCUGACAAAGUAGCAAACUACCAAGAGCAAUUUGAAAAGCAAGUAGCACAAUUCUGGCUGAAAAACCUUGAGUAUAAAAAUAAGUGCUUCUGCAGAAACCCCCUCAUCCUCAAGAUAUCCAAAUCCGAGAAGAAUCCAGGUCGAAUGUACUUUGGCUGCCGUAAGAAGAAGUGUGACUUCUUCAAUUGGGCCGAUAAAAAUCCAUCUGAUAAAAUGGCAAGGUGGAUAAAUGAAGAAGCGGAAAAACCAAAACCUCAAAGAAAGGUCGAAGACCCAGAGAAAGAAGUUACUGUUGAGGAUAAGAAGUCCGUUUGGAGAGGAAAACAACCACUGAAAGAGUUCAAACCGACCCCACAGCAAGACAUCGACAUGCGAUUAACAGAUAUCAAAGACCCUCAAACAGCAGCCUACUGGAAAAAAGUGCGAAUGAACAACGAGGACUACAUGGUAAAGAGGGUUGACCGAAGUUGUCCUGAGGGAGAUGACCUCAGGGUGUUCACGCAAAUACCAGACCCAGGCGCCGAGCGCUAUCCUCCACCAUGCGUACAAAAAGGUGGACCCAUCAAGUACCGUGCCAGUCACAACCGAUCAGACCCGAAUUAAGGACGCAACAAGUGAGUAGAGCUCCCAAACAUCAUGCAAAAACAAAAAGUAAGAGAACAAGUUUGUUUCAUAUUAGACUUAGAUGGUUACAAUUUAAAAGGAAAUUCACUUAAAGGAACAUUUUAUGUACGAGAACUUGGAUACUGUACACACGACUGUAACUACGGGAGGAUAGCCUUCGACACUGGCAUACCCUACAGGAACCUUUGGAUUCAAGACAGAAAAACAGUCAGACACGUGAACAGGAACGUUUGUGGUCUCCCGUAGGAACCAGACCCUGAAGAAGAAGCAUUAAGUCAAGACAAAGUACGUGACGUAAUACAGAGACUUUAUUCCAAAUACUGUACGGGAAAAAGAACAUUGAUUGCAUACAAAGGAGGACGAGUCGAAAAAGACAUCCUCGACGAACUGAACAUUCCAAGUUUUAAUUUAGAAUUAAUCAGUUGUCCUAAAUAUGAUCACUUAGCCAUGAUACCUAAGAUUAAAAGUUGCGGUUUUCAUAAUUGUCUUUGUAGAAAAAAUAGCAAAAAAGGUCACUGUUCAGUUCAAGAGUGUCACGCUUUCUGGAGAUGGUUAUACGACAUAUAAUUUUCACACUUUAACAUGUUAAAUCAAAUAAAGUCUUUUGAUGUGGUAA
Molecule: messenger RNA, 1794 nt
Organism: Orbicella faveolata
Lineage: Eukaryota; Metazoa; Cnidaria; Anthozoa; Scleractinia; Merulinidae
Molecular function (GO): zinc ion binding
Source: RefSeq, a predicted model, not a curated record